Molecule: messenger RNA, 3903 nt
Organism: Tympanuchus pallidicinctus (lesser prairie-chicken)
Lineage: Eukaryota; Metazoa; Chordata; Aves; Galliformes; Phasianidae
Gene: EMB
Product: embigin
Exons: 11
Coding region: 153-1259 (368 amino acids)
Biological process (GO): dendrite self-avoidance; axon guidance; homophilic cell-cell adhesion
Cellular component (GO): plasma membrane; axon
Molecular function (GO): cell-cell adhesion mediator activity
Source: RefSeq, a predicted model, not a curated record
CGGCAGCCGUCGUCCUUUCGCAGCCGCCGCGGCCCUCUGCGGGGCCCGGGUCGGCCGCCUGCUGGCUGCCUGCACGCCGCCGGGCGCGGCGGGGCGGCCCCGGGGCGCGGUGCGGAGCGAGUUCGGCGGCGGGAGGCCAGCAGUGGGGCGGCAUGCCGGCCGGCUUCUAUCGCGGGCACCCGGGGUGGCUGCUGCUGCUGCUCUGCCUCCCGGGCGGCGGCCUCGCAGGUCUGUUGGUGACGACUUUGGAUGCCAAUCAUACUCAAGGGAAUGCUUUGACUCAGAUGCACACUGGACUGAAGACAUCUGCUGAGCCCAUAACAACUACAGAGACUGUCAGUCAAACAACCUGGGGCAGCAUUGCAGAUCACUUGACACGUGCACGUGAUGUAUCUACACCUGGUCCAGAUCUCACCAUGGUGGGUUUUGAUGUGGAAAUCAGUUCGAACAAGUCUAAGCCCCUUUACGUGGAGUAUGAGGUGCUCCUUCCUGGUGAAUCUGGUGGUCCCGUGGAAAAAAACAUCACUUUGGGCAGUCCGGUUAAAAUUGAGCUGUCAUGCAGACUGGCUGAUAAAUAUUCUUACAUGAAAAACCCUCAGGUGACUUGGAAGAGGGGAAAUGAAACUAUCAAACACAUCAAUAAAACUGAAAAUAGCUGGGGCAUCCAAUUGACUAUCUCAGAAAACGGACAACUGGGAAGUUACACUUGUGUGGUGACAGGUGAAGAAGAAUUCAGUGUGGUGUUUCAUUUACAAGUACCACAAAUUGAAGGAAGAGAAAAACCUAUCAUCAGUUAUGAAGGUGACUCAGCUGUACUGAUUUGUAAAAGUCGCAGUUAUACUCCCAUUGCUUGGACCUGGUAUAUGACCAAUGGCAGUGAACAGAUUGCCAUUAAUGAUUCCCUGAUGUUGGAUAAGUACGUAAUAGACAGAACAGAUGCCAAUGUAACCCAUCUGAAAAUACUGAAGCUCACCAAAGAAGAUGGUGGUGCAUACUGGUGUGAAGCUGCUUUUGAACUAGGAAAGAGUAAAGGAAAGCUGAACCUUAAAAUUCUGUCAUUCACGGAGCCACUCAAGCCAUUUCUAGCAAUAGUGGCUGAAGUUGUUAUUUUAAUAACUCUCAUUUUUGUUUUUGAGUUGUAUUCAAAAAAGAAAGAGAAACGUGCAGAAGAUGAAAAAGAAUUUGACCAAAUUGAGCAACUUAAAUCAGAGGAAAGCAAUGGUGUGGAAGGCAGUAGUGCAAGGCACAGAAGAGUUUAGUCUGGCUCCUAGAAAGGGAAGCCAAGCCUACAGAAGUGGAAAUCGUCACAGAGUUAAAGAAGUGUGCAACUGUGCUUUUUGAACAUCAACUAUGUUUCUGCAUAAGCUCUUCCACAGUUGUAAGAAAUAAGAUGCUUUUAAAAUAACUGUGAAAUGGCUCGUUUUUUACCAAUAAUAUAUCCUGAUACACUGCAUUUUGAUUCUCGCUGUCUGUAAGACUGUCAUUUUAUGCUGAAAGGCAGGUUUUUCUGGUUAGAUUUCAUAUUGUUAUGUUGACUGUGUUUAGGACAAAAUUAACCUUACAUUUACUGAACUAAUGGGUGAUACAGAAAGGGAGUAUUAUCAAAACUAGAAUUUUUAAUACUUGUUAAAAAUGGGCUUGUGAGAUCAAAAAUGAUUUCCACCAAAGAAAAUGCCUUGUACUGGCAGAUAAAGCAAAUGUGACAUACAGCCAUUUUUACCAAAGAAAUGUUCAAAGGGAAAUCUUUAUCAUGAUUUAAGUAGAAUGUCAGUGGUUUUGCACUUGUGGUGAGCAGUAAAAUAUCUAAAUUCUAACUUUUUGCUUAGCUUCCUUUAAUUAGCAAGAAGUAAAAUAUGUUCAGGGUACUUCAUAGAUUAAUUUCCAUGAGAUGUCCUUCUGUAUGGCUUUGAUACUGUAUUGUAUUUCCAAAUAGGCUGAACAUUCUAAACGGACAACAAGCUGAAUGCUGUGCAGAUUAGGUACUUUGGUAUUACUUCAGAACAAGUGAAAGAAGGAAAAGGGAUACAGUGUCAUAUUAAACAUAAUUGAAAUUAUUUCAUGUACAGAUUACCUCAGGAUAUUUGGGAGUUGCAGAAUCGUUCUGUGACUACAACUAAUAUGGAGAUAUUUUCAGUCAUCUACCUACAUGGUUUUUAACAUGCAUUGUGUAACUAGUAUUCCCACUUCCUCUCACAUAUGGCAUUGUUCCUUGAUGAACUCUCAUCACAAUUCACUGAAGGACUUGAGCAGCUAAAGUUUCCAAGGUAAUAGGUAAAGCACAGUAAGUACCACCAGCUGUUGCACAUAGUUAUGGUGCUGCUUAACUGACAGUACUGUUACAGAAGAGUGGUAAUUUUAGAUAUAUUCAGCAGCUGAAAAUGGAAAACUGGUUAAUUGCAAUAGUGGCCUUUGCUUGCUAAUCCAAAGGAAAAAUUAGAAAAACAUUUAUUUUUUGAGCAGGGGAAAGUAGACUUUUGAAGGCUUUUUCCCUAUAAAUAAUGUAAGGAAAAACGAAGUGAAUGGAAAAAAAAAAAAAUUGAAGUGGAUUUCCUCACGUGGUCACUUCUGAUUGAAAACAGAAGAAGGUAAAUGGGAAAGUGAAAAGGAAACAAGAGGAAAGGAAUUAAAGCUGUUUCACUGUUCCUGUAAUUGUCCACAUACCAAAAAGCCAAUGCUAGGCUUUUUGUUAUUUUCAAAAUACAAUCUGAUUUGUGCUUUUUUUUGGCUUGUUUGUUUGUUGUGUACAAUUUGGUGGUUUCGCAAUUCUAAAUUACAGCCCAAAUAAAAAACAGUGGAAGGAAUAUAGCUAUGAGAUGGCAGAACGUAGGGGAUGAACACUAAAGAGUUCCCUUGCUGAGAUACUGCGUUCAUUGUAUUUUGCGUUAGAGUUCACAUGCAUUAUUAAAAACAAAAAACCAAAUACAUUUGUAGGUUUUUUAUAUGACUUUCUUAUAACAGCAUUUUUGUCGCUAUAACAAGUAUAUUUUUGCACGUCAAAAUACUAUAUUGGUUGUUUGAAACAUAUCACUCAGUCUGUUGUUUUUCGUGUACAACUUCUGCCUUUGUUGAGCAUUCCCACUUGAUCUCAAAAUUGUUGCAUAAAGUCUUGGCCACCCGUAAGUGAGUUGCAUGAACAGUGACUUUUUUUUUCCUUGUUAGUAAUAAAGGGCUGCAGUGAAAGCGGGCAGGAACCAGAGAACCUUGAAGUAAGCAUGUGUUUUAGAUGCAUUAUGAAUUCCUCCUCUCAGGACUGCAGUAAUUUUUAGUCCAGUUGGCUUCUGAUACAUUAGAUAUUGAUACAUUUGAUCUUGACUUGCCUCCAGUGUGCACUACUUGCUGUUCCUCCAAGGGAAUUGGUGCUUCUGUUUCUGUUGGUAAAUAGGUCUGUUCCUCCUAUGUCUGCCAAAGACACCUAAUAAGAACCAAAGAAGUCCCAAACCCAAGUGUGAGAGUACUGACUGAUGAACAAUUACAAUUAGAAGAACUUCAAGUUACAUCCUUGGUAACUUCUUUCCAGUAGUUUCAAACAGCUUUGCAGUUUUAUUUUCUUAGCCAAAACAUUCAUAUAUGAAAUACAUUGAACUGUUUAUGGGAUAAAAAGAUAAUCCAGAGUUCAAGUCUUACAAUGUUUUAUUAACGCUGUAUUUCAACUGCCUAAAUGUAUUGUUUAUGAGUGGUAGAGCCUGUCUUGUUGUUGAAUCUUAUAAGGUUUCAAACUUGUAUUAUUUGUUCCAUCGUAGCCAAAACGAUUUUUUUUCCCACGAUGAUCUUUUGUCUGAUUUCUUUAUCUAUUCAUGCUUUCAUUUAAAUAUUGGACUCUUUUUCAUUAUUAGAAUAAUAUUUACAUCAUUUGACUUGCUGAAUUAUUUUCAAGUUGACGUUAAAAGUUCUACAACAAAAGUU